Molecule: messenger RNA, 1697 nt
Organism: Mycetomoellerius zeteki
Lineage: Eukaryota; Metazoa; Arthropoda; Insecta; Hymenoptera; Formicidae
Product: G patch domain-containing protein 4
Exons: 2
Coding region: 152-1687 (511 amino acids)
Molecular function (GO): nucleic acid binding
Source: RefSeq, a predicted model, not a curated record
ACCCUCUUCUCAGGUUUCUCUCUGCUACUACCAAAAGUACUAAACUACACGAGGCAACGUUUUACGUGUGUACAAACGUACAGUGGUAUAUAGUCAUAUUAAACCACGUGUAGACUUGUAAAGUUACACAAUAUCUUGUACGAUUACAGAGAUGGCAAAUUUUGCGAUGCGAGAACUGUUUAAGUACGGUUGGGAGGAAGGAAAAGGAUUAGGUAAAAAUGAAAACGGCAUAACGGAACCCAUAAAACUUGCGACAAAUCAGAAUAAGGCUGGUAUAGGAUACGACGAAAACAAACCUUGGUGGGACACUUUGUAUGAUAAUACCAUUAAAAACAUUAAAGUCGAGUCGUGCGGUGACGAGGUUUCUUUAAUGACCGUCAAUAAUGUGGGUACUCCCAAAAGUAAACGCCAUAAUUUCUGGAAAAAAUCUGUGGAUUCCAGUCCGAACUUAAAGCUUAAAAUGUUUCAAAUAGAAGAAUUUGGCUGUGAUUCAGAGAGAUUAUUUAAGCAUUAUGCAUGUAUGAAUCAAAAGGUUAGAUUACAUUAUGACAAAUCUAUGCAUGAACCAACAGAACACAAUUUUACAUCAAAUGGAAAAUUGGAAAGAAUUUUACAUCAUAAUGCAUUAUAUUUAAAUACUAACCCUCUGUUAAGUGAUGCUUUGGUUGAUCAAAAGAAUGACGUAACGUGCAAAAAUGCAAAAUCAGAAAUCGAGAAAAAUAAGUACGAAGCAGAAAACGCAAUUUUAUCACAAUGUCUUGAAGAUACAAAAGAUUUUGUUUUAUUCAAAACAAAGAAACAUAAAAAAAAAUUACAUAAAUUAAUUCAGCAACUAAGCACUUGUAGUUUAGAAGAGAAUAAUAAUCAAAAGCAGAACUUUUUGGGUAGAAAGCUGUCUCAAAACAUGAAGAAACAUAAAGAGGAAAAAAAUAAUUUUAAAAAAGUACUACCCAAUAUAUAUGAUUCAAUAACUAAUUCUAGUGCUAAUAGUACAAAUGAAAUAAAAAUAACAGGAGGCUUGUUCUUUCGACAUGCAAAACUAAUACAAGAGAAAUUGCUUAGUAAGGUUAAAAUAAAAUCAAUAGAUCAGACAUCUGAUAUUUUACCAGAUGCGAAAUUAUUAGAAUUAGAAAGAUGUGAAAAGGAAAAAGAUAGCACUGAGCAUAAAGUAAACCAAAGUCUGAAAAUGGGAAACAUUGUGGUAGAUAAUAAGGCAAAGGAAUCAUUUAAAAAAGAUUGUACAAUAAUUGAUGUUGCAACGGAGACAGACAAGGAAAGAGAGAAUCUUGAUUGCAAGGCGAUACUUCCGAGCAAGGCGAUACUUCCGAGCAAGGCAAUACUUCCGAGCAAGACAAUACUUCCGAACAAGGCACCAGAUAAAAGGAUAUUCAAGCGCAACAUCUCAAAAAUAGAAGUUAAAAGUCAAUAUAACAAUCUGAUAGAAAAAAUAGAUGGCGACUUCCACUUCCUAAGAGUCAACAAAAAAAUACAAAAAAAGAAAAAUCUACAACCCCAUUCGAAAAAAAUUAAGAAAAUUAUCGAAAAACUGAACGCUGAAGCUUUGGCAAAUGAAUUAAAUUCUGUAAUAAAAAAUUUAACAAUAUGUAAUAUUACUGAAAAAUUGAAUGCAAAUACCGUUAAAAAGAAAUUCGUAAUACCCACUCAAACUCAUCUUAUGCCUGUUUAAAAAGAAAAAA